Penicillium odoratum is the source of this 1050-nucleotide messenger RNA. RefSeq lists its product as uncharacterized. The record is from RefSeq and is a predicted model, not a curated record. Bases 1 to 1050 code for a protein of 349 amino acids. The transcript has 2 exons. NCBI's taxonomy places the organism in Eukaryota, Fungi, Ascomycota, Eurotiomycetes, Eurotiales, Aspergillaceae.
AUGCCGCUUCAUCUUCUCGGCAAAAAGUCAUGGAACGUCUACAACACCGAGAAUGUUGCCCGCGUCAAGCGCGACGAGGCCCAAGCGAAGGCCCUCGAGGAGGAAGAUGAGCGUCGCAUGCAAGAGGUCGAUGCUGAACGGCGAAUCCGAAUAUUGCGCGGACAAAGACCGUCUAAUUCCCCUCCACCGCCACCUGUGCGCUCUUCAUCGGAUGCUUUUAGUCGACCAGAACGAACAUCAGCCGAUGGCAUUGGAAGGUCUCGCAAAAGAAGGCGCGUUGCUGGGGAGGAUGACACAGAUAGAGAUAUCAGAUACGCGCGAGAGGAUGCAGAGCAAGCAAGUUCUAAUCGGGCGCUCGCGCCCCUUCGAAGGAGCAAGAAUUCAGAUGCCCCGAUCUUGGACCGUGACGGUCACAUCAACCUUUUCCCUGCAGAGGAGGGCGGCAAAAAGGCGGAGAAAAACAAAGAGGCCGAAGCUGAGGCUCAGAAAGAAAAACGGAGCUAUGAAGAUCAAUAUACAAUGCGUUUUUCCAAUGCGGCAGGGUUCAAACAGUCAGUCGGUCAACAACCAUGGUAUUCAUCCUCCGCACAGGCAGCGGAAGCCCCGGACACAAGGUCGAAAAAUGUAUGGGGAAAUGAGGAUCCUAUGCGCAAAGAACGCGAGAAAGUCAGGAUGGAUGCCAAUGAUCCACUUGCGGCUAUGAAGCGCGGUGUUCGGCAGUUGAGAGCGACAGAGCAAGAGCGAAAACGUUGGAAUGAAGAGAAACGAAGGGAGCUUGAAGCACUCAAAUCAGAGCAGAGAGGUCCAGAUCGCUCCAGCUAUCAUCGCCGGAGACGCUCAAAAUCUGUUGAUAGCCUCGAGGGAUUCAAGCUCGAUGCACCAGCUGGCAAAGACCGAGACGAGAAAGAGCACUUCAGUUCACGGCAUCAUCGUCACCACCGAGAGCGAAGUCGCAAUAGACAUCGAGACAGUUCGCCUCGACGGUCACAUCACUCAUCGGGUCGCAGUCAUCGUCGACGCGACGAAAGUCAUGGAACUCGGCGUUACUAA